This is a messenger RNA of Symbiodinium natans, 1086 nucleotides long. NCBI's taxonomy places the organism in Eukaryota, Dinophyceae, Suessiales, Symbiodiniaceae. The record is from the annotation of a GenBank genome assembly.
AUGCGCAGUCGCUCUGUUCGCGCUUCUACGGUGCCUAUGGUGUCUAUGGUGCCUUUGGUGCACCUGUGCAAUUCCCUUCUCUGGUGCGUACGAGCGCACGCAGCGAACGAGGGCGGCUUGGCAGAUCCACAAGGCGUGCUGCCCCUUGAGCUCGCCGCCAUGCGACAGUCGGUCUUUCAGCACUUAUCGAAGGCUUUUAAGCAGGAACGGACUUCGCAGUCUCUGGCCAUGGACAGGAUUUGGGCGGCAGUGCAUGAGCUUGUAAACAAGCUAACAGACGCUGCGUUGAAUGAGGGUCUGAGCUUGGCAGCGAUCCGAAAUCUCGCGUCUCUGCGUGCGCUGAACGACAUCGGUCUGCUGGAACAGACGGUCGCGAUUCCGCUUCCACAGCCAGGUGCCAAUCGUGCCAAUCAAACGUCGUCUGUUUGCACGGACUUGCGGUGGGUAAACAGACUACUUCCCCGAGGAGAUCGUGCUGCUGUAGCUCUUGGACAUAUGCUGCUGUCUUGGGUCAUGCUGAACAGCCUAAGAGCGGACAGAGAUGGUCUUGUUCGCAUGGAAAGCACUUCAUCCAUCACUCAAGCCUGGUGGCUUUCUCAGCAAGCGAGUUCUGCGACUGUACGCCAGAUCUGUGAGGUAGGCUUCAAUGGAGGGCAUUCCGCAUGGGCCAUGCUGGCAAGUGCACCGCCAGAAGCACAAAUGGUGUCGUUUGAUUUGAUAUCGAAAUCGUACACUCGUUCAUGCCACCGAGUGAUACGAUCAGUAUUUUCACGGAGGCACAGACUGUUGGAAGGGUCUUCAAACGUUUCAGUUCCCCACUUCAUAUCUCAAAACUUGGCACACAAAUGUGACCUGAUUUUCAUAGACGGGAGCCACACCGAAGCAGAUGCGGCCGCAGACUUACUCCACAUGUCAUUGCUGGCCACAGCCGGAAGUCUUCUUGUGAUGGAUGACAUCGGUUGCACAUCCAGCUUUUGUCACGGGCCCACCGCUGCAUGGCACUCCUUCAUAUCAGCUGGCAGAGUCUCGCAACUCGGAUGCCAAGAAGAGUCGGAGCGCAGAUGGUGCUGGGGUUUGUAUAUAUAG